AUGGCCGUGGACGCGGACACGGCACACACGUCCACGCCGCAGCGGCCUUCUGUCAUCUCCCGCCUCGCGCGUCUGCGGGAACUGAAGGAGAAGGUGCAAGUCGUCGCCGCUGCCGCUUCCGCUGCCAAGCCUUCUGCGACUGCGACUGCGACUGCGACUGCGACUGGGAACGCGGCUGUCGCUGCGGCCCAUGGGGCGCCUCACUCAAAGUCUGCAAUAGAUCACUCCAGCACUCACGGACCCACGUCGACAGCACCCACCGCCGCUUCCACUAUCUCUCCGCUGGUCACGCAAGGACAUGCUCCUUCCGUCUCUGCGGUAUCAGGAGGGACCGCAGCAUCGUUACUAGUAGCUCCGGCGAGCGCCGCCGCGGCGGCAGCGUCGGGCGAAAGCGCCGGCGCUUGCCCGCGGCAUGCGAGACGCGGAGAUGACUCCGCCAGUGGCGUCUCCGCGGUGCCGAGGGCGGCCGCAGGGGCGCUAGCUCCGACUGCUGCGCCGGACGAGGACGCGGAUGCGCGCGCCUGCGGUAACGGUGGGCUGAGUGCCGGCGGCAGCAGCUGCCACUACGGCGGAAGGAAGUUGGCGGACGAUGCUGAACGUAAGAAUACUAAGAGUCUCGCGACGGGUUUCUUCCCUGAUCAACCGUCGAGCUCCGCAGCAACACCUGCAGGCACCGCGAACCCCACGGCGCGCGGCUUGCUGUGUCGACCAGAUGCCGCUCCGGCGUCCCCUUCCCUUCCAUCUCUCCCUCCUUCCGGCACUACGCCAUCCUCCGUCGCUGCGUUUUCCUCCCGCCCCGCAUCUGGCUCCCCUCCACCACGCCACCCGAUAACCCCCCUUCCCUUCAUGCCCUCUCUGCCCUCGCUUCCUCCCCCUCCCCUUCCGCCUCUGCUGGCGGGAACAGCCCCGCAUGAGGCAGCUUCAACCGCGCGCCUUCCGCCCGCUCCCGGGCGCUUCCCGGCGCCAGUGACACUUGACACGCCUCAAAAGUCGCUCUCUCCCGUCCGCUUCCCCGCGCCGCUGGGCGGACAGCAGCAGGUCGCGGGCGGUGGUAGCGCGAUGCCCGCCGGCGUGCGCACGGUGAGCUGGGUGAACCCCAUGUUCGGCGCGGGGGAGGAGGGCAGCGCGGAGAGCGAGCAGGAUGCGGUUGCUGAAGAGGCGGGGAUAGAGGCGGGGGCAGGAGCAGGGGAUGGGGAAGGGGCAGGGGCAGGGAGGGAUGAGGUGAUAGAAGAUAAAGGGGGUGGAGGGACGAAUGAGAGGGAGGAUUGUGAGGUGCAGGAUGGGCGGCAGUUUGGGGGGGAGGAUGGUGGAAAGGGUGAGGGUCAGUCCGCGACAUGGUAUGAGGGGGAAGGGGAAGGGGAGAAGGGGGAGGAGGAGGCGGCGGAGGAGGAGGAGGAGGAGGGAGAGGAGGAGGGAGAGGGGGAGGAGGGAGGUGGGGAGAAGGGUUCGUGGCUGGGUGAGAGGUGUGAUGCGAGGAGGGGAUUGGUGAGGUGCCAUGACACAAAACCCACCACCACCACCACCAGUAGCACCACCGUCACCACCACCAACAGCACCUCAGGCAAUUCGAUCAGAGCACACCACGAUAGCAGCUCAUCUGCACCGCCGCCCGCAGUCAUUGACGCACCAUUCGCCUUCCCCGUCCUCCUCGCAUGCCCCGAAUCCCCCGAUGAUAUCCCCCUCUUGCCUUCCGCCGCCCCCAGCCCCUCCACCUCCUCCCCCACUAGCCCCGUCCCUUCCGCGGACCCUAUACCACCCGCUGUUUCCUUCAUCCCCCCCGAAGAUCCCCUCGUUUCCGCCUUCCCCUCAAGCCUCGGCUUCCCCCUAAACUCCGCGUUCCCCUUAGCCCCCAUCUCCGCUCUGUCCGCGGCUUUCGCUCCGCGCGCCUCCCCGCCGCCUCCACGCCCUCUUUCUGCCACUGGGCAGGAGAGCGACGACGAAGGGGGGUGCGUGAGCGGACUUAUCGCAGCCGCAGCAGCAGUAGCAGCUGAAGGGGAUGACGGCGGCAGUGGCGCUGGCGACGGUGGCGGUGGCGGCGGCGGCGGCGGCGGUGGUGGUGGUGGUGCUGACGCUACUACCGCUGGUGCUACGACUGUUGCCCCUGUGGAUGGCAGUGGUAACGACGGUGUUGCUGUGGGGGAUGAAACCACGGGUGACACAAGCGACGCAAGAAAUGACUCAAGCGACGCAGGGGAAGGCGGAGGGGAAGGCGGAGGGGAAGGCGGAGAGGGAGGCGGAGUGGGUGGCGGAACGGAGGCCGAAGAGGAAGGCGGAGGAUGCAGCGAAGGGGAAAGCGGAGGUGGAGGCGAGUUGAAGGCGGAGGGAUUGGCGGGGGAGCUGUUGCGAUUAGGGGCGAGCGCGGAAUGGGGGCUUGCGGGGUGGUUCAGGGGCGCGGGGAGCGUGUGGGAUUCCGGAGAUGGCGGGGUGAGGGUGAGGGGAAGCGCGGGGCAGGAGUGGGAUGGUGGGAGUCAGGGAGUUGCGAGUGUGACGUCAUCGUUAGAGCGCACACCCCAGCGCACACACGCACACGCACGCAGGCACAGACUACAUGCCUUGAUUACCCCUUCUUCCCUUGCUUCUCCUUUACAUCUGUUUCUUUAUUUUUUCCCCGUCUUCCCCCUCUCAUUUUCCUCCCACUUCCCUCCCCUUUCCCUCCCAUUUCCCUCCCCUUUACUUUACCUUUCUUUCUUCUUUCACUCCCCAUUCCCUCCCCUUUCCCUCCCCCUCCUCCCACCGCUAUCCCGCCUCCCCCCUCCUUUCCGACCUUCCCUUCCCCCCUUUUUACCCUCCUCCAUGCAGGGACCGUUCGCCUUCCCCCUAUCGCUGGUCCGCGACCCCUCGUCCUCCCCUCGCCUGUUCGGGUGGGCGUGGGGGGGCAGCGGCGCAAGGGGCGCGUGCGCGGACGGCGGAGACGCGGGAAGUGAAUUGCUUGCAGAGGAGGCGGACGUACUAGCGGGGGAGAGGCAGGGGGAGGAGGAGGGGGAGCGAGAGGCGGAGGGGGAGGGCGAGGGGAUGGGGGAAGGGGAGGGAUUGGAGGAGGAAGGGGACGGGGAAAGGGAGGAGGAAGGUGUGGAAGAGGGAGAUGACAGGAGGCUCUGGGGUGAGAGCCGGCUAGACGCGGGUGGGGGGAAGGGUGGUGCGGAGGGCGGAGAGGACAUUGGGGAAGGGGAGAAACCAGUGCGGCGGGAGGAAAAGGGGGAAGCAGAGGUGCAAGCGAUUGAGGAGGAGUGCACAUGGGGGGAGGUGAGGGCGAAGGCGGAGGGGGAUGAGACGGGGGAGACGGGGAUGAGCGAGAGAGGCAGCAGAGGCGAGGGCGGAGAAAUAGGAGCAAGGGGAGACGAUGGGGUGAUGUCAGCGGUACCGGUGAGUAGUGCGGAGGAGAGCAGAGAAGCAGGUGGUGAGAGGUUGACGGGUGGGAAGGGAGGGGAACGGGAGGUGCGUGGUGGGUUGGGGCAAAGGCCUGGUAAUGGAGAGGAGAGUGGAGAAGAGAGAGGAGAGGGAGGAGAGGGAGGUGGAGAGGGAGGAGCAGAGAGAGGAGGAGAGGGUGGAGCGGCGGUGGUAGCAGCAGGAGGGGAAGAGGAGACGAAAAGGGACGAGUCGGGAAGGGGCACGGAUGGCAUGUGGUCGGGGCUGGGCAGUGGAAUGGUGGCUGCAGCUGCGGCGUUCGGCGGGUGGAAUGGCCUCACACGCCUGGCCAAGAUGCGAGCACGCAGGGGCGCGGCAGACAGAGACAGAGACAGAGAAACCGUGUCAGAGGCUGGGCACAUGGGUGCAGGCAUGGGCAUGGGCGUGGGCAUGGGGAUGGGGAUCGGUAUGGGGAUGGGCAUGGGCAUGGGCAUGGGUAUGGGUGGAGGGGAAGCAGGGGAGGAUGCGUUUUCGCAGAGCAAUGCGGAUGAGGAGGAGGAUGCGAUGGGGUCACCGUCUCACGUGCCCAUUGAACCGGGGCUGGACCUUGCCAGGCUGGACAUGGUCGCUCUUGACGUGGCAUCCUCUGCUGCUGACGUGGAAGAGGAGGAGGAGGAUGGCGCUGUUGCUAGUGCUGGCGGUAUUGAUGGUGGUUGUGGUGGCUGUGGCGGCGGUGGGGGCAGGGAUGGUACUGGGGAACAAGGGGCUUAUAGUGGGGAUUCCGGGGAGGUGCUGCUGGGGGGAGUGAGAGGGGUAGGGGGAGUCGGGGGAGUCGGGGGAGUCGGGGGAAUAAGGGGAAGACACGUGGUUUCAGAUGGAGAGGAGAUAACGGGAAAGGCGUGCUUGUUUAGGGAGGAGGAGGAGUGGGAAGAUGAAGCGAUCACUGCUCUUCAGCCGGCACCUACUGCUCUUCAGCCGGCACCUACUGCUCUUCAGCCGGCACCUACUGCUCUUCAGCCGGCACCUACUGCUGUUCAGCCGGCACCUACCGCUGUUCAGCCGGCAUCUACAGCACAGCUGGUGCGGUUCUUUCACCAAUCACCUCCUCAGCCGCACCUGCAGCAUUCCCCACAGGGGCUGCUGCCUUCCUCUCCUCUCCCCCAGCUCUCCCCACAGCGUUCACUGCCUUCAGAAGCACGGCCUGAACCUGGUAGCAGUGAGGGGUGCGUGGGCGGCAGGAAGAGGAGGCGGGAGGAAUGUGCGGUGGGAGUGAGGGAGGUUGCAGCACGGCAGCAGGAGGCGCAGGAGGGUGGAGGGGAGGGGGGUGAGAGGCUGGAGGGGUGGGAGGCGGGAGGGAUAGAGGGGAAAGCUGUGGAGGAAUGGAAGGAAGUGGAUCGAGAGGAGGACGAGGAUGAGGAGGAAGAGGGGCAGCAGGAAGAGGAAGGGGAAGAGGAGGAGGAAGGGGAGGAAGAUGGGGAAGGGUUGCUGGCGAUGAUUAGAGGGAGUGGAGCGAGUGGUAGAGAGGUGGCAGGAGGCAAGAUGAUUAUGGGAGGAAUGGAGCUGUUGAGCUCAUUGCGUUCCAAAGAUGCUAACGCUGACGCUGAUGCUGACGCUGAUGCUGACGCUGAUGCUGACGCUGAUGCUGAUGCUGAUGCUGAUGCUGACGCUGAUGCUGACGCUGAUGCUGACGCUGACGCUGAUGCUGAUGCUGAUGCUGAUGCUGAUGGCGAGAGAGAUGAUGGGUGGAGUCAUGAUCAUGGUGGUGGUGGCUGGAGUGGUGAGAGCACCAGCAGCACAGAGUCGGACCGGGCGAGUGGGGAAGGAGAGGAGGGGGUGGAGAUCACAGACUCACGUUCCGGGUCGACUGAAACGGCUGGCAGUGGAGGGUACGAUGGCCACAGAAGCGAUUGCACUGCUCGUUCAUUGCACCCUCUCGCUGUCCCUGAGGCUUCUCCUGCGGUUAGCCUCCGUGAUGCGGACUGGGGGGAUGGGCGUGAGUGUGUGCAUGGUGAUGCAGUAGCUGCCUUCGGGGGGGCAGUGGUGCCGCGGACUCGGCUGCCGGUGCUGCUGCUGCCACCACCACCGGCACCACCGGCAACACAGGUUCCUGAAGGCGCAACACGAUUGGUCGAGCCAGGGCUGACAGCAGAAGUAGCAACAGCAAGGAGAAAGGCUGCAGCACCUGUUACUGCGGAUGAUGCAACUGAGUGCAUUACUGAGCUGAGCGAGACCCUUGAGAGCGCGAGCAUGCAGCAGGAGGCGUGGGAGGUGAAGGCCAGACGUGCAGAGGCGGAGGUGGGGGCGCUCAGGCGACAGCUAUCGCAGUCAACCGCAGUCAGGGAGCAUGUGAGCGCAGGUCUGAAGCAGCAGGUGCAGGUGGAGCGGCAGAGGAGAGGGCGGGAGAGAGGGGCGCAGGUGAAGGAGAGGCAGCAGUGGGUGCAGGCCGUGAUGCGCCUCAGAGCUGCUGUUAACCCGCGCCUGGCGCAUCCAGGAGGUGUGGGGCGAGGAGCGUGGGGAGGAGUAGAGGGGCGAGGGGGGGAGGGAGGCGGGCUGGGGAGAGGAAGAGGAGCGGUGCUGACGGGGUUUGGGAGGGGUGGUGGGGGGUUGUUACCUGGGGUUGGUGUGGGAGAGACCAGGAGGGGUGCAGGAGAAGGGGGUUUGUAUGGAGGAGAUAGAGGUGAGGGAUGGGAAGGGGGGGGAGAGGGAAGUGGAGUUGGCUCUCACAGCAGCAGCACGAGUCUGGUUGGGUUCAAAAGCAGCAGCAGCAGCAGCAGCGCCCUUGCCACAAGUACAGGCGGUUACAGUGCUGCGAGUGGUGGUUACUGGGCUGGUUCAGACGGUGAGGAGAAGGGAGAGGUAGGGGAAGGGGAGGAGGCAGCAGCAGCAGGGAGUGACACGCUGCGGGUGAUUCAGGCAGUUCUGGAUCUCAUGCAGGUGGGAGCUUCCAGGAAGGUGCUGCUUGGGGAGGUGGGAGAGGAGGCAGGUGGUAAAAUGGAGGGAUGUAAACGGUUGGCUCUGGGUGCAUGUGAGGGGACUUUUGAGUCGACUAAAAUGGAGGGAUGUAAACGGUUGGCUCUGGGUGCAUGUGAGGGCUCGCAGAGGGAUUGUGAAGAGGGGGGAGGUGGUGCUGGGGAUGAGUUGAAGCCGGUGGAGUGCGGUUUUGAGCGAGAGGUAGAGGGGAGAGAGGAGGAGGUGGGUGUGGGAGGAGGAGGAGAAUGGGAUGGCGAUGUGGAGGUGAUGGGAGAUGGUGAGGGGAGAGGCGGAUUGAGAUGCCAGGAUGACGAUGUGGAAGCAGAGGUAGAUGCGGUGGGGAAGGAGGAGGAUGAGGAGGACGAAGAGGAAGAGGAGGAUGACUACGAAUAUGAGGAGCAUGAGGAGGAGAGAGAGAGUGAGGAAGAGGAGCAAGGGGAGAACGCGUCAAAGGAAGAGGUAGACGGGGAAGAGGAGUGUGAAAAUGAAGAUGAAGUGGAAUUUGCAGGGAGGGAGGAGGAGGCAGAGGAGGAGGAGGAGGAGGAGGAGGAGGAGGAGGAGGAGGAGGAGGAGGAGGAGGAGGAGGAGGAGGAGGAGGAGGAGGAGGAGGAGGAAGAGGAAGAGGACGAGGAAGAGGACGAGGAAGAGGAAGAGGGAGAAGAGAAAGAGGCAUUGGAGCAGGAAGAGGAAGACGGGAAGGAAGGGGAGGAAGACGGGGAGGAAGGGGAGGAAGACGGGGAGGAAGGGGAGGAAGAGGAGGAGGAAGGGGAGGAAGGGGAGGAAGAGGAGGAGGAAGGGGAGGAAGAGGAGGAGGAAGGGGAGGAAGAGGAGGAGGAAGGGGAGGAAGAGGAGGGGGAAGAGGAAGAAGAGGAGGAAGAGGAAGAGGAGGAAGAGGAGGAGGGAGAGGAGGAAGAGGAGGAGGAAGAGGAGGAAGAGGAGGGAGAGGAGGAAGAGGAGGAAGAGGAGGAGGAAGAGGACGAGGAGGAAGAGGAGGAAGAGGAGGAGGAAGAGGAGGAAGAAGAGGAGGAGGAAGAAGAGGAGGAGGAAGAGGAGGAGGAGGAUGAGGAUGAGGAGGAGGAAGAGGAGGAAAAAAUGUUGAGAGCCAGGAACAGCCUUGCAGCAGGCAAGAGUGGGAAUGGAGUAGAGGCUGAGACAGGCCGGAUGAGAGGUGGUGGAGGGAUGGUGGUGGUGAGUGAGGGGACGAGGGAGGGGACGAGGGAGGGGAUGAGGGAGGGGACGAGGGAUGGGGGAGGAGGAAAGGUGGUGGAGAGGAAGCAGUGGCUGCAGCGGGCCUCCGUCGGUCAGGAGGGAGGGGGUCCUCUAGUGCUGCUUCCUCUUCCCUUCCACACCCACAAGAAUCCACUUCAGGAGUAA
Molecule: messenger RNA, 7689 nt
Organism: Closterium sp. Naga37s-1
Lineage: Eukaryota; Viridiplantae; Streptophyta; Zygnematophyceae; Desmidiales; Closteriaceae
Source: the annotation of a GenBank genome assembly